GCGGAUUGGGAAGGAUCUCAGCAACACUUUUGCCAAGCUGGAAAAGCUAACAAUUUUGGCCAAACGGAAAUCGCUCUUCGACGACAAAGCAGUGGAGAUAGAGGAGCUGACUUACAUCAUCAAGCAGGACAUCAACAGUCUUUACAAACAAAUCGCACAGCUCCAGGAGUUCGUCAAAGCCAAAGGCAGCCUCACCGGGAGACAUGUCCAAACGCACUCCAACACAGUGGUCGUCUCUUUGCAGUCGAAACUGGCUUCCAUGUCCAAUGAUUUCAAGUCGGUUUUGGAGGUGCGGACGGAGAAUCUUAAGCAGCAGAAGAGUCGGCGAGAGCAAUUUUCCCGUCCCCCGGUGGCCAAUAUGCCUCUCCAGGCAAACAACCUAGGGCGUUCCAGCGUGCUUCAGGACGAACGCCGGUACUCGGGAGACGUGGCCAUUGACAUGGACAAUCGGACGAGUCAGCAGCAGUUGCAACUUAUCAAUGAACAGGAUUCGUACAUCCAGAGCCGGGCGGAUACGAUGCAGAACAUCGAAUCAACCAUCGUAGAGCUGGGCUCCAUAUUUCAACAACUGGCACACAUGGUUAAAGAACAGGAAGAGACGAUCCAGAGAAUUGACGCCAACGUAGAAGACACCCAGCUGAACGUGGAGGGCGCCCACAUGGAGAUCCUGAAGUAUUUCCAGUCCGUCUCCUCCAACCGGUGGCUGAUGGUCAAGAUCUUCCUCAUUCUGAUCGUCUUCUUCAUCAUCUUCGUGGUCUUCUUCGCCUGACGGAGGAGGGGGCUCGACCUCCCGCCCCCCCUUUUCCUCGUCGUACUCCCUGAGCCGCGACAGACACUGGACACUGCCACGUUUUGCCGGAGAGAGGCGCAGGGCUGCCCCGAAACCCGCGGCCGGCGACCCGCCCUGCUCCCCUUCGCUCGCGGUUCCUCCGGCCCGGAAACGAGCGGAUGGGAGCGCGAGAGCAUUUGGGAACGAGGCUGCGGACGGAACCCCCGUCGAACGGGACUCGGCCCGCGGAGCGCAUGUUAGUGCCGUGUUUCUCAACCUGGCCAGGUUUUGAGACGGGUGUGUAUGUGUGGAUGUCAACUGCUUGGAUUCCCCAGCCGGCAGGCUUUAAGAGCGGGGAGGGGACUUCCCAUUCCUGAUUGGGGGAAUUCUGGGAGUUGAAGUCCACCCGUCUUCAAGCUGCCAGGCUGAGCAACUGUGGGGUAGUGGGACCAGUAUCUUCCUCCUCCUCCCUUUUGUCUGUGUGUGUGUGUGUGUUUUCCCCAUCCUCAGAUCUGCUCAUUGCAACCUUCUUUUUUUUAAAAAAAUUUUUAAAACUAA
Thamnophis sirtalis is the source of this 1327-nucleotide messenger RNA. NCBI's taxonomy places the organism in Eukaryota, Metazoa, Chordata, Lepidosauria, Squamata, Natricidae. The record is from RefSeq and is a predicted model, not a curated record.